UCCAAUAAAAUUGUAUUUAUAAGUGUUUAUUUGUUACCAAACCACACAACACAACACAACAAGCGAGCCACAGGGUUUGGUUUUGUUAGGUUACCUCUGUGACAUUUGUGUUGUUAGUUGCGGCUGACACCCAGAAACAAAGAGGAAAAAGAGAGAAAAGCGCAGAUGGGUAGCACAUGGAAAUUGGCGGAUCAUCCAAAGCUUCCAAAGGGGAAGCAGGUGGCUUUGAUUGUGUUGGAUGGUUGGGGUGAGGCCAAGCCCGAUGAGUACAAUUGCAUCCACAACGCUGAAACACCCUGCAUGGAUUCCCUUAAAAAGGGUGCCCCUGAACGGUGGAGACUGGUUAAGGCUCAUGGUACUGCUGUAGGCCUUCCAUCAGAUGAUGAUAUGGGCAAUAGUGAAGUUGGUCAUAAUGCCCUUGGGGCUGGUCGCAUAUUUGCUCAGGGUGCUAAGCUUGUCGACCUUGCUCUAGCCUCUGGAAAAAUAUUUGAAGGAGAAGGUUUCAAAUACAUAAAGGAAAGUUUUGAAACGGGUACAUUGCAUCUCAUUGGGUUACUGAGUGAUGGUGGAGUUCACUCCAGACUUGAUCAGUUGCAGUUGUUACUUAAAGGAGUUGGUGAGCGUGGUGUUAAAAGAGUCCGUGUCCAUAUUCUAACAGAUGGCCGUGAUGUUUUGGAUGGUUCAAGUGUCGGGUUUGUGGAAACCCUUGAAAAUGAUCUUGCACAAUUGCGUGAGAAAGGUAUCGAUGCGAAGAUAGCAUCAGGUGGGGGUCGAAUGAAUGUCACAAUGGAUCGUUAUGAGAAUGACUGGAAUGUUGUGAAACGAGGGUGGGAUGCUCAAGUUCUUGGUGAAGCCCCUCACAAGUUUACAAAUGCUGUUGAAGCUGUCAAGAAGCUGAGGGCAGAACCAAAAGCCAAUGACCAGUAUCUGCCUCCUUUUGUUAUUGUUGAUGAGAAUGGAAAACCUGUUGGUCCAAUAGUUGAUGGUGAUGCGGUUGUUACAUUCAACUUCCGAGCUGAUCGUAUGGUUAUGAUUGCUAAGUCUCUUGAAUAUGAAAAUUUUGACAAAUUUGAUAGAGUUCGUUUCCCAAAAAUCCGCUAUGCUGGAAUGCUUGAAUAUGAUGGUGAAUUGAAGCUUCCAAGUCAUUACCUUGUUUCUCCACCAGAGAUUGAUAGGACUUCUGGUGAAUAUUUAGUGCAUAAUGGUAUUCGAACCUUUGCUUGCAGUGAGACUGUCAAAUUUGGUCAUGUCACAUUCUUCUGGAAUGGCAACCGAUCUGGGUAUUUUAAUAAAGAAUUGGAGCAAUAUGUGGAAAUUCCUAGCGACUCAGGGAUUACAUUCAAUGAACAACCAAAAAUGAAAGCAUUACAGAUUGGUGAAAAGGCUAGGGAUGCUAUUCUUAGCGGGAAAUUUGAUCAGGUACGUGUCAACCUGCCAAAUGGUGACAUGGUGGGGCAUACAGGUGACAUUGAAGCAACAGUUGUGGCUUGCAAGGCAGCUGACGAAGCUGUGAAGAUGAUUAUUGAUGCCAUAGAGAAAGUUGGAGGAAUUUAUGUUGUCACAGCUGACCACGGAAACGCAGAGGAUAUGGUCAAGAGGGAUAAAUCUGGAAAACCUCUUCUCAAGGAUGGAAAAAUCCAGAUUCUUACUUCCCAUACUCUUGAGCCUGUGCCAAUUGCUAUUGGAGGCCCUGGAUUGAUCCCUGGUGCCAGAUUCCGUAACGAUGUUCCAACCGGCGGGCUGGCGAACGUUGCUGCAACUGUGAUUAAUCUUCAUGGAUUUGAGGCUCCCAGCGACUACGAGACAACUCUCAUAGAAGUAGUUGAUAAUUGAUAACUAGGAACAAGUAGAUGAAUUAUUAUAAUUUUCGAAACUACAGGGAAAGCUGUAGAUUACAGCCCUCAAAUAAUUGAAAGUUUUCAUCCCUCCACAUGUGUGGUGGUUUUGUUCUUGUGAGUUUCCAAUCAGUCUGAAGUUGAGACAGAACGGUAUAAGUACUUUUAAGUGAUAUUUUGAUACUUUCACUCUUGUGCUUUGAAUCAGGUUUUUUGAUUGACAACUUAACUUGCAAGGUCACUUGCAAGGUCAUCUCUAAGGCUAAA
Messenger RNA from Cajanus cajan (pigeon pea), 2102 nucleotides. Lineage: Eukaryota; Viridiplantae; Streptophyta; Magnoliopsida; Fabales; Fabaceae. The record is from RefSeq and is a predicted model, not a curated record.